AUGAAAAGUAAGACCGCUCACUCGGCAAUGGAUGAUAAAGAUACUUACGUUGAUCUCCAAGAGCAUGUUAUGCUUGAGGAGUGCGAGGAUGGCCGUUCGUCUGGUGGGAUAUUGAAGUAUAGCAAACAAGGAAUCUUACUCGAUCCUCAACCAAGCGAUGACCCGCACGAUCCUCUGAACUUCUCACAUCUGGAGAAAAGCCGCGUUCUGAUCGGAUUGGCAUAUUGGGCUUUUCUGGGAACUGCCAACCUGAUUAUCAUCACUCCUGCUUUCUUUGAAAUUGCCGAAAAUUACAAUACCUCUCUCAAUUCUGUAGCUUACACAGUUAAUGGUCCCCUCGUUGCAUAUGGAGUUGGGUGCCUUUUGUGGGUCCCCAUUGGGAAUCUCAUAGGAGUGCGACUCUCAUUUCUGAUAUCCGCUUUUGGAGCCGCAACGUUGUCAAUCUGGGCCGCUCUAGCACCUACUUUCCACCAAUUUGUUGCCGCCCGGGUUCUCGCUUCUCUAUUUUUCGCAUCACCAGAGGCAUAUGGACCGCAGAUUGUUACCGAUACUUUCUUCCUACACCAGCGUGCUGCGAGCACGAGUGUCUUCACUGCAUUCCAAUUUUGUGGCUUCACGUUUGCCGGCUUUAUAGGAGGAUAUGCAACUAUGAAUCAUGGGUGGCGUGCGCCAUCAUGGGUCAUGGUCAUUAUGUCAUAUGUUGCUUUCAUGGUUGUUGCCUUCAUUUUUCCAGAGACUACGUUUACUCGAUCCAAGGCCUGUGAACGAAAUUCAAAGCGCCAAUAUAUCCACACAUUCAGUUUGAGUCCCGGAAGUGGUGGAGGACCACCAAAAUCCUCCAGCUUGUGGAGGUCGUUUGCAGUACCGUGGAAAUACAUCUUUCACCCUACGGUUAUGCUCGCUACCAUAUUUUUUUCGCUGUUCCUGGCAACCAAUGACUACUUGUUAACUAGUAACUCCAUCGUUUAUCCGAUGGUAUACGGAUCCACUCUGAAAGAGGUGGCUCUUACUUCGUUUGCGCCUACUACUGGCUGUCUUGUAGGGAUUCUCAUUGGGGGUUGCGCGAAUGACAAGUACGUCACAUGGCAAAUAUCUAGAAAUACCGAAGGUGUCUUUAUCCCCGAGAUGCGACUUUCUAUGGCCAUCAUAACUGUCAUUCUAGGCCCCGCAGGUCUCAUCCUUUUCGGAACUGCCGCCCAGCAUCGGCUCCACUGGAUUUUACCGCUUUUAGGAGAGUUUAUGGUCAAUCUAGCCUUGGUCAUAGCUGGAAACAUUACAUAUACAUACAUGGCCGAUGUAUAUCAAGAACGAACUGACCAGGUGCUCGUCAUGCUGAAUGCUUUAAAGAAUUUGUCAGCAUUCGGCUUGGUCUAUGCUGUUACGCCAUGGAACUCUCAUAGCGGCUAUAGUGUUGCUUUUGGUUGCCUGGCGGUCAUCUUGUUUGCAGCUCACUUGCCACUUGUUCUAUUGUAUUAUCGGGGUACGAGGAUGCAGACUUGGGAGGCCAAGACAUUUCCUGUGAAGUAG
Messenger RNA from Penicillium lagena, 1527 nucleotides. RefSeq lists its product as uncharacterized. The record is from RefSeq and is a predicted model, not a curated record. The transcript has 4 exons. The coding region runs from base 1 to 1527 and encodes 508 amino acids. Gene Ontology annotation, molecular function: transmembrane transporter activity. NCBI's taxonomy places the organism in Eukaryota, Fungi, Ascomycota, Eurotiomycetes, Eurotiales, Aspergillaceae. Gene Ontology annotation, biological process: transmembrane transport.